AUGGCGACCAUAAAUGGCCAGGCCGUGCCUCACCUGCUCCCAGCAGAGACGACCCUGCUGGACUACGCCGCAGAUGACGUCCGAGAUGUGGUGACGCUGUCUGACAAAGAGGCGCUGGUGUUGCAGCUUGCCAGCCAAAUCCACGAACAGCAGCUCGAAAAAGCACUACUGGAGCAAGAGCCGGAGGUUCUCUCGGGCGACCAUGUGGACGAACAGCUUGCGGUCGCAGAACGCGAGUUCCUGGAGGCGCGCGCGACAUACGCCGUCAGGAGGACCGCCGCCCGCACGAUCCUCAUGACGGACCCCGUCUUGAAAGCCGUUCACCUGAAGGCCACCACGCCUCCCGAACGCGCCCUCCUUCCACUCGUUAAUCGCCGCGAUAUCCUGGCCCUGGCCCAGGAGAAUCUAGCCUCGGCUCAUGACCGGGUCCUCCAGCAGCUAUCUGAUGCAGAGGUGGAGAAUAUCCAGAUCAACCGAGACAACCAGGCGCUGGUGCGCGAGCUGCUAGAACUCACGAAGCAAGAUUCGUCCUGGCGAGAGCAACUUCAGGAUGCCAAUAUGGUAUCACAGCUGAAUCGAUUAGAAGCUGAGCACAAAGCGAGUAAAGCCAAAUGGGAGAUAAUGAAGAAUAUUGCUAGUGCUAUGGUGGUCGGCAGCGGGCUCAACUGGGCGGACGAUGACACUCUCCGGAGGCUCGUUCUGGAUGAAAGUGAUGACUAA
Messenger RNA from Penicillium macrosclerotiorum, 720 nucleotides. Its product is annotated as centromere protein H. The transcript is spliced from 3 exons. The record is from RefSeq and is a predicted model, not a curated record. Gene Ontology annotation, biological process: kinetochore assembly. The coding region runs from base 1 to 720 and encodes 239 amino acids. Lineage: Eukaryota; Fungi; Ascomycota; Eurotiomycetes; Eurotiales; Aspergillaceae. Gene Ontology annotation, cellular component: kinetochore.